CACGAUAGAACUCUCACGAAUGAUCCGGAUUUUAUCCACGUCGCGCUAUAAAUGUACUCCAGCCCUCCUUUUCUCAAACCAUCAGCAGCAAAACACGAGUUCGGCAACUGUCAAUCUUUCUCUACAGGAGUUGCAAAUUCUUGCUUCCCAAACAACGCUAGGAAAAUGUCGCUUCUUCCACACUUCUUCGGUGGCCGCCGAUCCAACGUUUUCGAUCCGUUCUCUCUCGACGUGUGGGAUCCUUUCGAGGGAUGGCCCUUCAACGGCAACAACGGACCACUCUCCCAUCACACGAGGGCGGGUUUCUCAGGUGAGACGGCGUCGUUCGCACACGCUAACAUCGACUGGAAGGAGACUCCUGCCGCUCACGUGUUCAAGGCUGACGUCCCUGGGCUGAAGAAGGAGGAGGUGAAGGUGGAGGUUGAAGACGGGCGGGUUCUUCAGAUCAGCGGCGAGAGAAACCGCGAGCUGGAAGACAAAGGCAACACGUGGCACCGCGUGGAGCGCAGCAGCGGUAAGUUCAUGCGGCGAUUCCGUCUGCCGGAGAAUGCUAUGGUCGAUAAGAUGAAGGCGGCUAUGGAGAAUGGCGUACUGACUGUGACUGUGCCCAAAGUCGAAGAAAGGAAGGCUGAUGUGAAAUCCAUCGAGAUUUCUGGUUGAGUUUCUCAUGUUAUAAAUACAAGUAAUUGUUAAUCUUAUCCAUCUUAAGUACUUGUUGUUUCCUGGUCAGCAUUUUGUAGUUGUUGCCUUGUUGGUUUAGGGUUUGACAUUGGUGGUAAUGUGUUUCUGUAAUGGAUGAGAGUAUGGCUGUUUGUCUGUUCAAUCUGCUUUGGCAUGUAAAUUUGUUAUCUAUAUAUAAAAUAAGUUUCUAA
Malania oleifera is the source of this 872-nucleotide messenger RNA. RefSeq names its product 17.3 kDa class I heat shock protein-like. Gene Ontology annotation, biological process: protein complex oligomerization; response to salt stress; response to heat. Bases 52 to 660 code for a protein of 202 amino acids. The transcript has a single exon. NCBI's taxonomy places the organism in Eukaryota, Viridiplantae, Streptophyta, Magnoliopsida, Santalales, Ximeniaceae. The record is from RefSeq and is a predicted model, not a curated record.